This is a messenger RNA of Opisthorchis viverrini, 522 nucleotides long. RefSeq lists its product as hypothetical. Bases 1 to 522 code for a protein of 173 amino acids. The record is from RefSeq and is a predicted model, not a curated record. The transcript has 2 exons. NCBI's taxonomy places the organism in Eukaryota, Metazoa, Platyhelminthes, Trematoda, Opisthorchiida, Opisthorchiidae.
AUGACUUCUUGCUUUUUGGAAGAUUGGGUUGAGCUAGCACAUGGGAGCUGCACCCAUGCCACAAAUACGCUUCACAGGUCCUCAAUCAGCAGAGUGGUUGUAGUGGCAUUCUGUCGUAGCGGAGCUGGCUCACCGUCCGAACUACUGACAGAGUCCCAAGAUGCAUCCUUUGAGUUUAGGCUGGGACUGGUACUCCUGUCCACCAGAGACACGAAGCUCACUGUACCUUUCGAUUUCGCUUUACGCAGCGUUGCUUCUUCGGGAACAUGCAGAGUGACGAUGGAUGGCAUCGGUGAACGAAUUCGAUUCUCCUGUGUAACACAAAGGAGCAAAGAUAUGAUGAAUGAAAACAAGCGAAGCGCUUCCAAGAUUGUGAGAUUCCUACAGAAACAACCCCAGAUCAUCGUCUGUGUCCAGGAUGUUGCAUACCCGUGGAGUAGACUCAUCCUACUCGUUAUUGUGUAUCACACCCAAAGUGAACCAAGAUUCAAGCAAGCAUUCCUGGAUGCGAAACAAGGCUAA